AUGUCGCAAUCAAAUCAAGCAAAAAAUACAGUAAUGGAACUUAUCCAAGGGGCUGACAGAUCGAAAUGGACGGUGCAUAGUAAUCAUAGCAUUACAUGCUUCACAAAAGGUGAGAUAGAAAUAAUAACUAACAACUUCACAGCUAUUCUCGGAAGAGGUGGAUUUGGGGAAGUUUAUGAAGGAGUUCUUGAGGACCAAAGUAAGGUUGCAGUGAAAAGAUUUAUCCACAAUGUGAAAGAAAACUUCAGUAAAGAGUUGGCCGUCCAUCGUGAAAUCAACCACAGAAACGUAGUGAGGCUCAUUGGUUACUGUGUAGAAGAAAAUGCCCUUAUGAUGAUUACUGAGUACAUCGCUAAUGGAAACCUGAGUGAUGCUCUUCACAAUGACAACAGUUCCAUCCCUUUGGAUGUAAGACUUAGGAUCGCCAUUGAAUGUGGGGAGGCGUUGGCAUACAUGCAUUCUCACAUGUAUACUCAUGUAAUCCAUGGUGACAUCAAGCCUGCUAACAUACUCUUAGAUGAAAACUUCCAUGCGAAAUUUUCGGACUUUGGAAUAUCAAGACUAAUCAACACGGAUAAGACACUGUACACGGAGAAUGUAAUAGGAAGCAAUGGUUACAUGGACCCUUUGUUUGCUCGGGAUGGGCUUCUCACUUCGAAGAGUGAUGUUUACAGCUUUGGGGUUGUCCUCCUUGAACUGAUUGCCCGGAAAAAGGCAACAACAGUAGUCGACAACGUCAAUAUUGUGGCUGCAUUUACUAAUGCUCUUGCAAGGGGGAACAGAGGUGCAAGAGAGAUGUUUGACGCUGAAAUUGCAAGCAAGGAUAGCAUGAAGAUUGUUGAAGGGGUUGCAAAGGUAGCAGGUGAAUGCCUAAAAAUGGAAAGAGAAAAACGUCCGGAGAUGAUUGAUGUUGUAGAACGUCUUCGGGUGCUAAGGAAAGCUUUACAUCAGGAUCAGGGACAACACCGAGUAUAUCUGUUCUCUUGGGUAAGGAAGAGCAAGCCAGCACCUCCAGCAGUAGUUACCAUCCCUGCCAAGUCUGUGCCGUCAGGCCUGUGCCACCAGUUCUCGCUUGCAGAGAUAAAGGCUGCGACAAACAAGUUUAGGUUGUCACUCCGUGUUGAUCAGGGUGCAUUUGGUCCUGUUUUCAGUGGCAAGAUUGCUGGAGGAAAAACUAAGGUGGCUAUCAAGCGCCGCGAUCCAUACUCUAUGCACAGUGAGCAUGAGUUUCAUACCGAGAUAGAGAUGUCCUCGAAGAUCCUUCACCACAAUUUUGUGCCACUAGUCGGUUACUGCGAUGAGAUGGGUGAGAUGAUCCUCGUCUACAACUACAUGGCUCAUGGAUGUUUGCGUGACCACCUGUACCGAACAAAGCAGCCACCUCUUACCUGGAACCGGCGUCUGGAGAUCUGCAUUGGUGCAGCUCGGGGCCUGCACAGCCUUCACACAUCACAGAUCAUCCAUGGUAACGUGAAUACGAAAAAAAUCCUGCUGAAUGAGAAAUGGGUCGCCAAGAUUACAGAUCUUUCUCUUCCCAAGUCUUUGCCAUUAACAGAAGUUUCACGGGUUAUCUAUCGUAACCUGAAGACGACAAACAUUCUGCUGGAUGAGGAAUGGGUUGCCAAGCUUACAGAUCUUGCUCUGUGCAAGACUGGUCCACCAACGGACGUGAUGCCAAGGGUCAUGGGCAGUGGUGGCCUCCUGGAUCCUGACCGGUCGGCUAACUGA
Setaria italica (foxtail millet) is the source of this 1728-nucleotide messenger RNA. RefSeq names its product wall-associated receptor kinase 1. The record is from RefSeq and is a predicted model, not a curated record. The transcript has 3 exons. Bases 1 to 1728 code for a protein of 575 amino acids. Gene Ontology annotation, biological process: protein autophosphorylation. Lineage: Eukaryota; Viridiplantae; Streptophyta; Magnoliopsida; Poales; Poaceae. Gene Ontology annotation, cellular component: plasma membrane; plasmodesma. Gene Ontology annotation, molecular function: ATP binding; transmembrane receptor protein tyrosine kinase activity.